Messenger RNA from Westerdykella ornata, 2496 nucleotides. RefSeq names its product ankyrin. The record is from RefSeq and is a predicted model, not a curated record. Gene Ontology annotation, cellular component: cytoplasm. The transcript has 5 exons. Bases 121 to 2358 code for a protein of 745 amino acids. Lineage: Eukaryota; Fungi; Ascomycota; Dothideomycetes; Pleosporales; Sporormiaceae. Gene Ontology annotation, molecular function: protein binding.
CCUCAUACUACUCCGGCUGGUCCUUAGUUGUCGGAGUUCAUCUCCACACGAUAGCCCUGGAUCAAGCUCUUCUAAAGAGUCCUGUUCCAACCCGAUUCGAGCUGAUGCACUGCAAUCCACAUGGAGCCCGUCUCGUUCGUUGCAAGCCUAGUUACGCUUAUGGGAGUUGCAAAGGUCGCCAUAAAUCUCAUUGAAGCUAUUCGGCGUUUAGGCGAAACUCCCCCGUAUCUCAGGGAUGCAGGGGAUUAUAUCUCAGACUUUCACACACAAUUGGAUAACAUCAAGGAAACUCUAGAAAAUAAGAGCCACCUGCUGGACGCUUCUGCUAGAUCCAGCAUACUCAGAGUCCUGACAGAUGCUAACGAACAUCUCCUCAAAUCCCAGCGCUUUCUCGAAAAGUUUCAUACCAAAGCUCGCGGUGCCAGAUCUCGCAUCAAUGCUCUUUACAGUGAGCUGCGCAGAGAGAACGAGCAAAAAGUGGAGGCAUUGCGGCUCACGCUGCGGGAGAUCAAGAUUGAUCUUGGUUUGGCCCUGCAAAGUGCAGCUCUCCUCACUACACUCAAUAUUCAGAGUAUUCUGUAUAUGCAGCCAGAGAAAAGCAUGGCCCUUGUCCGAUCUGUGGAUACUUCUCAGAACGCUUCUCUCAGCCUUAUCCCACACGUCGCCGUCGCAACUACCAAAAUUGAGGACUUGAAGAAUAUUUGCGCGUCCAAUGGUGAGAACGCUCUGACACGCCUUUUGAUGGAGAGGAAACGCUAUACGAGCAGAUGUCCAAAAGGUUGUCCAUGUCGAUGUCAUAUUCCUCUACAAGCUAGCACACCUCGAUGGCUACAUGGUCUCGUGGGAAAUCUCUUUGUCAGCUUAACAGGCACUCAAGGGUCAAAAUGGCGUCCUUGCGACUAUUACCGUUGCGUUGCGGGUAAACAGGGCACUGGAUCCCUACGUUUUCGAUAUAUGUUCCCCCCAUGGGUCGUUCCCGCUGGGUUGGAUCUUGCAUGCGCUUGGUCGAGUUUAAGAUCAGCCGGAGCUCUGUGGACCUUGAGUGUCCCAAAGUGGAUUACCGAUGAGGAGACUAUUACCCAACUCAGGCGUCUUACGCGCAAGGAUGAUCUUGAUGGCCUAAAGCAGUUGAUGUACCACCGGAAACUGAAUCCACUGGACCUCACGCUGGAAGGGAUGACAAUACUUGAGUAUCUUAUGGAUUAUUGCACUAUCGAGUCGUUCAUUACACUUAUCGGGGAAGACGCAGAUCCCUACAUUCCAGUGGGUAAAGAUUUCGCUCCAGCUACCAUCAACAUCGGCCAGAUGUUCUGGUAUUAUUCAGUUCUCAAGGUUACUUACAGAGGCAUCGGUGUGCAAAUCCCUGAAUGUUUGCAACUAGAGGAUUUCAUCGACACGUUAGGUCUUAGUGCGCUUCACAAAGUUGUCAUGGGUUUACAUCCAGGAGAUCUAGGGACCUUGAUUGAGCUUGAUCCUUCGACACUCCAUGCCGUGGAUUGUUUUGGAAUGACGCCCCUCCACUGGGCUGUUGCUGCGCUAAAUCUGGAUGCUGCCGAGCUUCUCCUGGAUGCUGGUGCUGACCCAAAUGCGUUUUCCUAUCUCGGGGAGUUUCCCUUGAUGUUAGCAAUACCCGUUAGAGGGAAACAGAGCCGUAACACGAUCUCCGUCAUAGAGAAGAUGAUGACUCUUCUGCUAUCAAAUGGAGCAAAUAUUCACGCUCGGAACCCCCUCUGCCAAAACACAAGCCUGCUUGAUGCGUGCGAGUUGGGGGCAUUCGCAAUUUGUCGACGAUUGGUCGAAGCUGGAGCUGAUAUUAAUGCGGAAAACCAGCAGGGUCACAAUGCUGCUGACGUGGCUAUAGCCAAAAAUUAUCCCGACAUCCUCGAGUAUUUGAUACAACACGGCGCAAAACUCCAUAGGCCACAUAUAGAUCCGGACCGUCUACUAGCGCGGUUGGCUAGGGCUGGUAGUGCGGAAGUUAUCAGACUGCUCCAGAACGAGCGAAUGGAUCAUGUAUCCAUCACACAGGACGACAUAGAUGACUACUGGCACAUUUUCGAGACUGGGCGACAUGUAUAUCCAGACGGAGAGACCGACGAAGAACGCGAUCUGGCUAGGGUCGAGUUUCAGAAGUUCCUCGACAGAUUCGCUCAAAACACUCAAGGAAGGAUAACCGAAUGUCUUGAUGACAGGGACGACGAAUCCGACGAGGAGUCCACAUUGAUAGCCAGCGAUAUAGAUGAGCAGCAGGCAUCGAGCGACGAAGAAGAAGAGAAAGGCCACGAGGAAGAAGAGGAGGGAGAGGAGGGAGAGGAUGCCCAAUUCCAUGAUGCGCUGGAUUCCUUUGCGACUGAGUGACGGAAAUGAUGCUCUGCCGUUCGAGAUAUCUGGCUGACUGCAUGAUGUACGGCACCUCAGUUGAGUCAGAAAACGGACGACGUGGGACCUCGAAACUUAUCGCUACCACCAGCAACGUAGACCACCAUCGGCACGUCA